GGAGGAGGAAAGCUGUGCGCAUGUGCAGCCCACCUGUGCAACGUGGAGGGGGAAAAUGCCUAAGAAGCAGCGAGAGCGCGUGGGCGUAGCUCAGGAGAAGCCGAAUGUCCGAUGCAGCUGUCGGCUAUUGUUUCCGGGGUGUCUGUGCCAAUCGGAAGCCGUGCCUUGGUUUUUGAACUUUUCGGAAGUCGAACGGACUUCUGGAACGGAUUACGUUCAAGAACCAAGAUAGAUACCCUGGAGGAGAAGCUGUCCCAGUGCAGAGAGAACUUGGAAGAGUUGGAUUUUAAGCUACGGAGAGAAGAACUGACUCCUGAGGGAAGAAAGUCACUGGAAAGAGAGAGAAAUCUGCUAGCAACCAAAGCUGAAAAUUAUGAGAAAGAACUGAAAGCACUUCGCCAUGAAAACCGCAAGAAUGCAGCCCUCUCAGUGGCCCUCGUGCUGCUUCUUGUCGUUAUUUACACUUGCUGGACGAUGUAGCAGAUUCUGCCAAGAUCCCCUCAUGACGUGACUGUGAUAACCUCUUCUUUCCCUCACCAGACUGUCUCGAGGGCGUGAUCGGCUUUCCAAGCCAGUGCUCUCAAGACACCUCCAAAUCAUAAUGGCCUCGGCAGUCCCUACUGUUGAAGUAUGAGGAAGAUUUUGGAGAAGAGGCUGAAGUAUGGUUGGAGCCGUCCCGUUAUUCUGUGGUGAAUAAUCAGUAAUGCUGCCAUUUCCUGUUCUUAAGAAGCCACCUGUGUGUAAUCAGUCCCUCAGAUUGUUUCAGUAGCUCAAGCAUUUUGAAAAUGAAACUUUUGCCACUGCAAAGCUUUUCUCCCAUUCCCCCCAUUCAGUAGACACCAAGCCUCUCCCUCUCGUCCUAUUUCCAUGGUCCUCAACGCCUUCCUUUCCCACUGAGCAGCAUAGGUGGAGCAUCUGGGAAUAGUACAGGGCAGAAGAAUUUCCUGGGGUUGGCAAAGGGCAAAUAAACUAAUUCCACAAUUUGAAUAAAUACCAUCCUCCCGCUUGGAAGAGGAUCUAUCUUCUGCUUCUUAGCUGUGACUAGGAAAUAACUGCGCCAAGAAUGAAGGCUGUGUUGGUUUAUAUGUUUAUAAUAAUGGGACUCAUGGAACGGCCCAUCUUCCACUGAUCAAAAUGAGCUUGAUAAUAAAUCCUGAUAAUGUCUGUAUGGUGGGCACACGUUGCCAGGCAGAGCUGAAAAGAGCUACAGUCUCAUGGAAGCCAACAGCGUAUAUUGUCCAUGGCUUAUGUUAAGCUGUAUUAAUACUCAGAGUCUCUCUCUUACUAUUUCUUUACGAAGUGUUCAAGCCAGAGCAGUUUUACCCUCCCUUUCUUGGGCCACUUUGUAUACACAGCAGAGCUCUGGGAAAUUCAUCUAAGCCAAGAACACAGCACAUUUCUGAAUUAUAAGGAUUGUAUUGGCGAUGCACAGACAAAAAGGGAAGAGGAACAAACACAAAUGGUACACAGCUUCACAGAACACAUUGUGUAAACAUUCCUUUCAGCAAGACAUUUUUGACCACCUUCCCCCAUGGGCUGGUAUGAGAACAGGCAACAACAGCAGGUUGCAUUAUCCAGGCCCAGUCUUUCUAAUG
Molecule: messenger RNA, 1595 nt
Organism: Podarcis raffonei (Aeolian wall lizard)
Lineage: Eukaryota; Metazoa; Chordata; Lepidosauria; Squamata; Lacertidae
Gene: CCDC167
Product: coiled-coil domain containing 167
Exons: 5
Coding region: 112-480 (122 amino acids)
Source: RefSeq, a predicted model, not a curated record